Molecule: messenger RNA, 1626 nt
Organism: Talaromyces atroroseus
Lineage: Eukaryota; Fungi; Ascomycota; Eurotiomycetes; Eurotiales; Trichocomaceae
Exons: 4
Coding region: 1-1626 (541 amino acids)
Biological process (GO): transmembrane transport; carbohydrate transport
Cellular component (GO): membrane
Molecular function (GO): carbohydrate:proton symporter activity
Source: RefSeq, a predicted model, not a curated record
AUGGAUGCGAGCGAGAAGUCCGCGGGAACCCAGCAUCCCCCUGGCACCCAGCAAGUGGAGGAUGUCACCGUCCGGACCAUGGUUGGUAACGAAAGCUACAAUGAAGCAUUGAUUCUGGAACCACCUCGGCUUACACACCCAACUAGCUUGCUGCUGGUGCUCUGUUUGAUGGUAGGCUUUUGCUGCCAGACCGUGAACGGAUUCGACGGUGCGCUUUUCAGUGGUCUUCUUGCGAAUAAUGUCUUUUUAGGAUACUUCCAUGGUUCCGAUGCGGGCAUCUGGGCUGGCUUGGUAUCUGCCAUGUAUCAGAUUGGGGGUGUUUGCGCUCUUCCUUUCGUUGGCCCCGCCAUUGACACAUGGGGUCGUCGUGUUGGAAUGUUUUUGGGCAGCUUCUUGAUCAUUGUGGGCACCAUCGUGUGUGGUCUCACCAUCUACAACCCAACUGCUAAUCAAUUCAUGGGUGGUCGGUUCGUACUUGGCUUCGGUGUAGCAGUAGUCUCCGCCGCAGGUCCCAUUUAUGUCGCCGAGACGAUUCACCCUUCUUUUCGCGGAAUGGUUACGGGCUACCGCAAUACCUUCUGGUUUAUCGGCUCGAUUCUUGCCUCUGGUGCUGUGCGUGGCUGUAUUACUCUCACUACCAAUGAGUCCUGGCAGAUCCCUGUCUGGCUUCAAAUGGUCUUCUCUGGUAUUAUCGUGUGUACUUGCUGGAUGAUUCCCGAAUCGCCUCGUUGGCUCUACGUGAAUGGGAAGCAAGAGAAGGCGGCUGCUGUUUUGACCAAAUGGCAUGGCCUGGGGAAUCCUGAAUCCGUAUGGGUGAGGCUACAGCUUUCCGAGUAUGAAGCUCAUUUAAACAUGUCUGGAUCUGACAAGAGAUUCUGGGACUAUCGCACCUUGUUCAACAGUCGAGCCAACUUUUAUCGUCUAGCAUGCAACUGCCUCUUUGCCAUUUUCGCACAAUGGGCCGGAAAUGGUGUCUUGACGUAUUUCUUGGUUCCAGCCCUCAAGGGCGCCGGCUUUACUUCCUCUGUUACUCAGGCGAAUAUAAACUUGGGCUAUUCCUGUUUUCAGUUCUUUUGGGCUCUUGUCGGUGCUGCGUGUAUUGACAAAAUUGGCCGGCGCCCAAUGAUGCUCUGUGGAAUGGCCGGCUGCUCUCUUGUUUGGAUCGGAGUGCUCGCAGCUUCGAGCCAAGUCGAUGAUUCGCAAGGAAGUGUGAACUCGGCCGCGUCUAAUGCCACCCUAGCCUUUAUCUUUAUCUUCGGUGCUGUCUUUUCCUUCAGCUUGACGCCGCUUCAAGCCUUGUACCCUGUCGAAGUUUUGUCCUACGAAAUGCGUGCGAAGGGUAUGGCCUUCUCAGCACUGGCUGUUAACGCUUCUGGUUUGCUUAAUCAGUUCGCAUGGCCGGUCGCCUUGGCCAAGAUUGGUUGGAAAACUUACAUCAUUUUUGUUAUUUGGGAUGCUAUCCAAACUGUCAUCAUGUAUUUUCUGCUUCCGGAGACCAAAAACAGAACGCUUGAGGAACUUGACGCUAUUUUCGAAGCGCGUAACCCGGUUAAGGAGUCGACGAAGCCCACCAGAGUUGCCGUUGACACGGACAACAACGUGCUAGAAGUUAAAGCUGACGCAUAG